UGCAGAACUCAAAGCCACUUCUCUUCCUGUGUGUGACUUGAACACUGAGCCUAUUUUGAUAUCAGUCGGCUUUUAUGUUCUCUUGUGCAGACUCUCUUUUUUCUGGUAGAGGAAUGAAUAACUUCCCUUUGAUUGUUAGUGCUGUUGCUAGUAGCAAAGCCAGAGAUUUUGCAAAAGCUCUUGUAAUACUAGAACUCUUCUUGGAGUCCAGCUACUUCUAGUUGUUUUGGGAAUGCCAAUCUGUAUAUGCUACAGUCUAAUUUUGGUGUCCAAAGGAAGGAAGCAGGGGGGAGAAAAGUCACCAGUUUUCUUUAAGGAAAGAUAAAUGAGUAAGUGCGCUGCUCAUCUCUCAAAAGCAGUUUACGUCCACACAUCUUUCUUUGAUGGCUGCUGAAAAGGAAUUCUGCCUUCACUUGCACCAAAUCCAAAUCUCCUGUGGAACGUGGCUGAAAGGAAGACAGAACAUGAAGAUACAUGAGUGUUAAUGGACAUUGUGGUGAGACUGCCUGAAGAAGGGGACUGUCUUAAAACCUCUGCUGUAUCUGAAUUAAUGCAUGAAGAUCUUGAAAUUCCAAAUCUACAAGACCAAGUAAAGGAAGCCAUUUCCCCCACUCCUUUAGACCAUUGAGACCAUAUUCUCCCUCAGUCAGGGAUGCUUGAAUGGUGACUUGUGGGAAGAUAGACACCUUUAUUUUUCUCUUUGCGGGUAUGACACAGUGAAACCUAUCACCAAUGAAUGGCACAGGCACUUAACAAACACUCAGAUCUCUUGAAGGCGACAUUAUACUCUGUGAAAUAGUAUUCAUCAUUUUGGAUGCAGCUGAACGGUAAUUCAGGAGUCUCCAAAAUAAGUGAAGUUUGGGAAAAAUGGCCUGUGAAUUGAAUCUAAACUUUCUUAAGGAAUUGGAGCGAGAGGCUGUUCUGGAAGUCCUGUACCGUGACCAGAUGGUGAGAAAAACAGAGGAGGAAAGAGUAAGGAAACUCAAGAUGCAGCUGCAGCAGCUUCGGUGGAAAGGGGCAAGAAAUGUGAGCCAUGAAUACCAGGAAAGAUCUUGUGCUCGCUGUCAAAAAUCCCUCGGGCUAUUGAUGAAUAGAGGUGCUGUAUGCAAUGGGUGCAGUCAUCGAGUGUGUUCUGAAUGCCGUGUCUGCCUGAAUCCCUGCCUGUGGAAAUGCACCGUUUGUUAUGCUCAUGGAGAUGUGAAGGUAAAGGCUGGUGAAUGGUUCUUUGAGGAACGAGCGAAGAAAUAUCCCAAUGAAGGCAGACAUGAAACAGUUGGUGCAAAGCUCUUGAAAUCUUAUCAGAAACUGAGUAACAUUUCUGUUGUUCCUCCAACUCCACCUCCUUUCACUGAAUCCACAGCAGGAAGCAAUGUGACGGAACUUCGUCAGACUAAAAAUUUUAAUAAAUCUGUGGAAAACUUGUUUUUGUCUCUCACAACACAUAUAAAAAAAAUCUCAAAGUCCCAGAAUGAUAUGGCUGACAGAAGUCUCCUAACCACAGAUUAUGGGCAGAACGUGGAAAAGAGGAAGGAAAGAAGGAGCCAGUCUGACACUGCCAUCAACAUUACAAGCAGGCUAAAAAGUACACCCAGCCUUCAACAGCUCAUCACUGAGGCUCAAAAGGACAGUGAAAUUCUUACCAAAAGGAACUGCAAACAGGAAGAAGACAUAAUAACCAGUCCUGCAAGUGAUACAGUUUUCUGUGAGGGCAUAAGACAUGGGAGUUUGUACAGUCUUAACAGCACUUGCACGGAAUAUGGCAAUUUUGGCAAGACUAAUGUCACAGGAGAAAUAGAGUUUGCCAUAAGAUAUGUCUUCAAAGCUUGCAUUUUAGAAAUCAGCAUCAAAGGAUGCAAGAAUCUGGCUUAUGGAGAGGAGAAGAAGAAAAAGUGUAAUCCGUAUGUUAAGGUUUAUUUGCUUCCUGAUAAAUCUCCUCAGAGUAAGCGGAAGACAGCUGUCAGAAAGAGCACUGUGGAUCCAGAAUUUCAUGAGACUUUGAAGUACAAGAUUGCAUACUGUCAGCUGGGAAGUCGGCAGCUUCAAAUCUCUGUGUGGCAUGCAGGAGCACUCAAAUACAGAGUGUUUUUGGGGGAAGUGGUCAUCCCACUGGCAGCGUGGAAUUUCAAAGAUAGCUCAGCAGAGUUGUUCAACUGGUACCAGCUCAAAGCCAAGCUUGAAAAGCCUGAAGAUAAUCUUGCCCAGUACAGCGGAGAACUCCUGGUGUCUGCAAGACUGUCAGUACCAGCCCAGGAUAAAAAUUUGCAGUUCGAAAAGUGGAUGGGAGAAGGAAAAAAAGACCAAGGCGCUCCCAGCUGCCAGCUUCAGGUUAUAAUAUUUGGGACCAAGAACUUGCCUGUGCCAAGAUCUGCUGGAACGCUGAACUCAUUCGUUAAAGGCUGUCUUAUCCUUCCAGACCAAGCAGAGGUAAAGCAAAAGUCUCCUGUCCUGAAGAAAGAAGCCUGUCCUCAAUGGAAACACUUGUUUGUCUUUGAUGGUGUCAGCCCAGCUCAGCUGCAGCAAUCAUGUCUACACUUAACUGUCUGGGACCAGGCAUCUUUUGGCUCAAGUGAUCGAUUCUUAGGGGGAGCCAUUCUUGGUGCAAAGGAAUCAUUUGGCUUUACAGACCCUGAUUCUCAGGCAGUGCUUCAAUGGCAGGAAGUGCUCAGCAGCCCAAACAUGUGGAUGGACAUAGCACUUGUACUGCAUUCAAAUAAGGAAAACUUUAAAUCAUAAGUGAGAUUACAGCAGUGUGUGAGGAAUUAAAAAUAUGAAUUGAAGUGACAUAUACAUUCUAGGGAAAGGUGUUCUACAACAGUACCUACUCUGGCUUUAGGGGAAUAAAGUUACCUGUUUAAAGGGG
Molecule: messenger RNA, 2860 nt
Organism: Dromaius novaehollandiae (emu)
Lineage: Eukaryota; Metazoa; Chordata; Aves; Casuariiformes; Dromaiidae
Gene: SYTL3
Product: synaptotagmin like 3
Exons: 19
Coding region: 868-2733 (621 amino acids)
Biological process (GO): exocytosis; intracellular protein transport
Cellular component (GO): exocytic vesicle; plasma membrane
Molecular function (GO): small GTPase binding; neurexin family protein binding
Source: RefSeq, a predicted model, not a curated record